ACUAUUUGUGACUUUAUAUACUGUUCCAGAAUAAAUUUUGAAAAGUUGAAUGGCGAAGGAACUGUUCUUCUCCCAAAUCUAUUUGUUAACUGUACGUACGAUAUCGACGGUCGUCUAAUGGUUGUUCCACUCCAAGGUCAAGGAAUAUUUGUAGGGAACAUAAMUAACACAAAAGCUGACGUCAAAGCGAGUCUUGAAGUAUUAAAAGACAAAAAAAAUCGUGAAUAUUUCCAAGUAAAGGAUAUUCGAAUCAAACUCAAAGUUGGAGAUGCUAAUGGAAAAAUAAUACCAAAAAACAUCAACAAAAAUAACGAUGUCUUAACGGAAACUGCGUCGACGUUUUACCACCAAAACCGUCGAGUUGUUUUGGAUAUUAUCACUCCAAUCGCAGAAGAGAUUACUGUCGAAUUUGCAYUGCAAAUUGCAAAUACUGUAUUGAAAACUAUACUUUACGAUGAAAUUCUACCCAAAGAACUGCCUUGAUAACUGCAUAUAUCAUGUGAUAUUCAAACUUAAAUUUUAGAUUUAAUAGUUUUCAUAUAAUUUAUAUUCAAAACAAUCAAUCAUUAAUUAUUUUCAUAUAUUUCAGUGUACCAUACUCAUAAGUCAUCCAUCAUUAAAUACAUAACCUAUAAUCACAAAACAUU
Diuraphis noxia (Russian wheat aphid) is the source of this 647-nucleotide messenger RNA. Its product is annotated as circadian clock-controlled protein daywake-like. The record is from RefSeq and is a predicted model, not a curated record. Gene Ontology annotation, biological process: multicellular organismal reproductive process. NCBI's taxonomy places the organism in Eukaryota, Metazoa, Arthropoda, Insecta, Hemiptera, Aphididae.